AAAAAGAACUUUUUUAAACAAACUAUUAUCUGAAAACCUCACCUGACCAGGCGAUUAUCAGAAAAAUAUAAUCCCCCCCACCACCAUUAUUUAAUGGUUGCGUCCACCUGUUGAGCAUCCCCAUUGUCGUAAACUUGCUUCUGUCAUCUUUUUUUUUUUUGGUUGAAAGUUUGUGGCUGCUUUGGAGAAACCAUGAAAAAAGAGUAGGGGGGAAAGAGACCCCGAGAGGCUGUGUGUUACACGGCCAUUGAAAUGCAAAUAUCGCAGAACAAGGAGUGGUUGUGUGUUUGUGUGUUCCUGUAUAUGCAUGCAGCGGAGCAGCAUUGGGAGAGGAGGAGCACAAAUUGGACAAGUUUUUUUUCUUUUUUUGGAGGUGCUGGUGGUGGGGGGGGGGACUUUUGACUACAGCCACACACACCGCAGUUCCAUAUGACACGGUGUUGCCUGGAGGAUUUUCCGUCUCUUUGCCCUUAAAGAACUUGUGGGAUUCCUUAGAGAACUUUGAAUGCGGGUAGGGGGCUCGUUCAAGUGCGUAAAACGGAAAAAAACAACAACAGAAACGUGCCAAGCGCCUGAUGCCCCCCUCUCUGUUUGCCUCGCCGUGAAUCAUGUCACGCCGGAAACAGAAGAGACCCCAGCAACUCGUUAACGCGGAUCCAGGGGGCCCAAAGCUGCUGCCUCAUGAUGAUCACCUGGACUUAAAGUCGCCGUCUACAUCUCUAGGUUCAGAACUGACUUCAUCCGGGUCCUCCUCCUCAUCUUCACCCACCUCUCUACAAGAGUGCCAGCCGCCUCUGGCUCCUCGCCCGUCCCCCGGUGGGCUCCACGCGCCCUCCUUGCCCAGCGAGAGCUCCCCCCCGCCCCACUGGCCCAGCCACAUCACCCCCUUCACCACAUCCCUCCCCAAUACACACUCUUCACUCUCCCCAGACUUCCCUCACCCAUCGCUGUCAUCCCAGACGCACUCACCACCUCCUCUCAGUCAAACCUCUGUGUCCCUUAGCAUGCCGCACCAGGAAAACUCUCACACAACCAUGACCUCUCCGCCAAUGGGCUGCUCCGCCGCCACUACUACCUCCUCCACUGCUUCCUGUUCUUCUGCCAACUCCCAUCAGUCUCAGCAGGACAGCUCCAGUCCGGGGGAUCAGCAGAGAUCCUCCUCUUCCAUUGGGGAGCAGGGACAGAUGCAGGUACCUCCGACUCUGACUGUGCUUUUAGAAGAGCUGAGGGUUCUGCAGCAGCGGCAAAUACAACAGAUGCAGAUAACAGAGGAGAUCUGUAGGCACAUCCUCAGGCUCGGAGGGGCUUUCUUUAGCCAAGAAAACAACCCGCAGGCUGGUGGCUCAGACGGUAACCAGAAGGCGACAGGAACAGAAUCGUCAUCCCCGACGCACCCUUCAGCUGCAACCCCAAUAACCUCCGCCUCAUCGAUUAUAACUGGACUUCCGUCGUCUCUCUUUCCCCAGCCGACCGGCUCCAAAUCAGGAGCUUCACUUGUUAACGGUAGCAGAGCUUCCUCCUCUUCGGCCUCCACUUCCUCUUGCUCUGCCAUCUCGUCUUCCAUCAGCUCUUCCGUUGCAGGCCUACACCCCCUGUCCUUGUCCCUCGGUCUGCCUCAACGCUACGUCCAUGAGAAAUCAUCCCCGUUCGGGCACAGCAACGGCAUAAGUUUCUCCACCCACUCCAUUCCUACCACCAGCCACCCGCCGGACCUCCAGCCCACGUCUGCGUCCUCAUCUGGCCGCCCUCAGCACAUCUGCAGGUUUUGCGGGAAAGUUCUGAGCAGCGAUUCCUCGCUCCAGAUCCAUCUGAGGUCCCACACGGGCGAGAGACCCUACCAGUGUCCGGUGUGCUUGAGCCGCUUUACAACCAGAGGAAACCUCAAAGCUCAUUUCCUGCGACACAGAGAGCAGAACCCUGAGCUGUCCCUCUCUCUGCUGCCCCCCGCACUGUCAGAACAAACCCAGAGCGGGUCGGCUGCUGGGGUCAUCCAGAGGAGGCGAAAGCGGCGAGCAGAUGACGACGACGUGUAUAGCGGAGUGAAAGGCAGCGUUCCUGGGAUGGCGGAGAGCAUGGCGUUGGGACUGCUGUCGGGGGCAUCAGCUCGACCCUCGCCCUCUUCUCUACCUCUGCCCCCUUCAGUGGACAUGGCGCUUCUGUCCACCGCUCACUCGCUGCUGCAGUUAAACAGAGCAUCGGCUGUGGCUGCUGCAAGCGCAUCCAGCACUGGACUCCCCUCCACGUCUUCCUCCCCCUCGUCCUCCUCUUCCAGUCAGUUUAAGGGAGCAAAGCAGCAAAGGUUUGAUGAAAACACCCCUCCUCACUCCGCCCUCCAUGCCUCAUCCCCGUAUUCUCAGCUGGCCCAUCUUCCCAAGAUCCUCUUUCCAGGAGGUGCUUCUCCACACCACCUAGCACUUCUCCGACCCCCAGGUCACCCAUCCACAUCCCAUCUCACUUCACCUCAUCAGUUACCCUUCCCGUUCCCCCCCUUCCCCAAACCCUCCGCCUCCUCCCCCUCCUCGGCUUCCCCUAACACCUCCACCCAAACAUCAGACACAUCCAAGCUGCAGCGGCUGGUACAGAAGCUGGAGAAACAGCCACAAGGGGGCGUCUCUUCUGCCUCUUCUUCUUCCACAUCUUCACAGAUCUCGACUGAGGCCAAUGGGGAUUCCAGUGUCCAUGACCUAACCACUACCUCUACCGCCUACCGCAGGGAAAUGUUGGCCGCUCUCGGCCUAAGCCCCAAUGUUAGCGCUGCAAUGACAAGCCAAGGAGUCUCAGGCUUUGGCACCACAACCACCACAGCUACUCCGUCCCUGCCCGCCGCCCAGGCCGCCAACCAGUGUGGAGUCUGUCUGCGCGUCCUCAGCUGCCCCAGAGCUCUCCGUUUGCACCAGGCCACCCAUCUGGGAGAGCGCCCCUUCCCCUGCAAGCUCUGUGGACGUUCCUUCUCUACAAAAGGCAGCCUCAGAGCCCACCUGGCCACUCAUCGAGCAAGACCACCCAACGCUCGCGCUCUGAACUCCUGCCCCCUGUGCCCACGCAAGUUCACAAAUGCCUUAGUGCUCCAGCACCACAUCCGCCUGCACCUUGGAGGGCAGAUCCCACCUGACGAGGAGAUGCCGUCUGAAGACGCUACGGAGCGAGACAAUACUACCUUUGAAAAUGGCGAGAAUGAAUCUAAGAGUUCCCCGUCGAAAUCCCAACAAAUCCUUCCGCUGGCUUUAACGACAGGCUCAAAAUCAGCUGAUGCUCUGUAUUUAGGAUCUACUUACAAGCAACCCACAACUAAUGAUGUUGAUUUAGUUAAAAUUGAGGAAUCUUUGGACUCCAGUGUUAGUCCUUCUCUGACCUGCAGUGUCCCCAUGGCGGGGGCAGAAAACCUCCUGCGUUUGGGAGAAAACGACUCAGCUGACGGAGGCCCUGAGCACUCAAAGGAGGAAGCACCCUUAACUAGCUCUCACUCUGCAGCAGACAAUGGAGAUGCAGAGGUUGACGAUGCUCCUCUGUCACUCUGCGUUUCAAAGCCAGACGUUGAAAACCGCCGAGCGGUCAAAGAGGAUGAAGACGGCGCGGCUAACGAGCCCACAACCACUCCCAAAGGCAACUCAAGUCCAGCUAACCCCGUAGCUGAGAUUAGCUCUGUGGCUAAACUGGGAGUCGUCCCUGAUCCAGAGGAGACCCCUGACCCUCUUGAGGCAGGCGCUGAAGAUGCUGUAAAGGACGAAGACGCCCCAUCCAGAGAGUCUACAGCUGUGUCUGAUCCAGAAGUGGAAAAGGACACUCCGAAAAAAGAAGUCUGUGAUGUACGAGAGAAACCCUCUGAGGAGGACGAACCCGCCGCCGUGACAGGACCGCCGCCUCCCCCUCCUCCACUGCCUUCUCGCCCCGACAAACCGUACAGCUGCUCCCACUGUGGAAAGGCGUACGCUAGCAGGAGUGGGCUCAAGGGGCAUAUGAAGGUACACCCCGGAGUGUUGACCAACACCCCUUACAAGACUCAGACCAAUGACAAUGACUUGAUAGAGGACUGUGGUUCGUAUUCAGUCAGUAGAAAUACCCGCCAGCAAGAGGAGAAGCUGGCCCACGAGAAAAGUGAUGGCACAGAUCCUCUGGAUCUCCUGACUGAAACGCCGGACACCUCUGUGUAGAAAGUUGCUCAAAGUUCCAUUUGGAUGGAUCCUGACAGAGGAAUGUAUUUUUCUUUUGAUAGCUUGAGAUCUGUUUAACUCUGUUUCAUAAGUAGGUUUUGUAUAAGGUAGAUAGAUUUGACUUGUAGUUCUAUUGUAGUCAAAUUAAAGGAAACAGUUGAAUGUAGUUUUUCUGCUGUCUAUUUUUGUAUUUUAAAGAUCCCACUAAGGCCUUUUAUCCCCCCCGCCAUGGUGAGAAUUGUUUGUGUGUUUCUGCUGACACUCGCUUCAGUGCAUGAUGUAAAGAAAAUAAGCAAUACGAGUUGAGUUUCUUCCUUUUGAAGGAGUGUCCCGGAAGUUUCAAAUUGAAUUCCAAACCAAAACGGGCUGCGUUCUUUGCGGUCAGUGUACAUGCGAAGCGCAGUGGAUGGUCUUUGUUGGAACUGCCCGCCUUUUCCUUUGAUAAAUGCUGCUGAAUGCGUGUUUCUAAAUGUGCUGAGUUGCACUGAGAGUUGCACUGUUACCAGUGCUGCCGAAAUCUACUGUAACAGACCCAUUCCGGUCAGAACCACGACUCGGUUCUGCUUUCCUCUGCUGUAAACCAUUAUUCCAGCUCUUAUUUGUUAAUGAUUAUGAAUGUAUUCCACUGACUGUACAUGAGAACCAGACCAAGUGAGGGAGACGUCACCCACAGAAAACGUCUGUACUUUGGGUUCUGAUGGAAGGAAGUUGAUUCAGUUACUGUGUUGGAACCACUACGUCGUCAGGAGGCAGCCAUUGGUCCAAGUCUGUCUGGGUCUAACCAAGUUAGCUUGUUGGAAGACCACAACCCACCACUUAAAAGCCAGAGAAAACAUUUCGGAUUGAGACCUCCUACUUUUAUUGAGGCGUUUGAUUGGCCGGUUUUAAAAUUUGAAUAACUUGCACUACAGAUAAAAUAACAUUAAAAAAAAUCAUAAAAGCAACAAGAUGUGAAAGAAAGUGUAGCAGAGCAAGAAAUGUUAUCCUGACCAAUACAAUGACUUAUUUUUCUAUAGAAUUAUGGGAUUUCGGCUUCUUGGAAUCCAGGGGGGAGGGGUCACUCAGUCCAGUUCUCAUGUACAGUCAAUGAUGUAUCCUCACUCUUGUUGGUACUAUCUGCACUGUUGAACCUCCUGCGGUGGAUGAGUUGUGAAAUGACCCCACUCGAGGCUCCUGAGCCCGUUUCCCCAAAUGUUUGGGCCAGUUUGGUAGAAAUGUGUGCGCUCCGCCUUCUCUUUGUUACUCUCUUCUUGUAGCGAUGACAGAAUGUGUUCCCACGCUUCCCGUGUCUUAAAAAAAUAAAUAAAACAGCGGCGAUGUGAAGAGGAGA
Molecule: messenger RNA, 5481 nt
Organism: Oryzias latipes (Japanese medaka)
Lineage: Eukaryota; Metazoa; Chordata; Actinopteri; Beloniformes; Adrianichthyidae
Biological process (GO): regulation of transcription by RNA polymerase II
Cellular component (GO): nucleus
Molecular function (GO): DNA-binding transcription factor activity, RNA polymerase II-specific; RNA polymerase II cis-regulatory region sequence-specific DNA binding
Source: RefSeq, a predicted model, not a curated record